AUGGCCUCCGUCACUUCGCUUGACAAGGACUUGCGCAGUCUGCGCUUGUCCCGCUAUACCCCGCAGGCAGCUGCGGAAGUCCGCGACUGGAUUGAAGAAGUGUUACACGAAAAACUCCAGCCAGGAGAUCUCCUGGAUGCUUUGAAAGAUGGCGUUGCACUCUGCAGGCUAGUCAACUUGGCCGUCUCCCCCGGCGUCAAGUACAAGCAGUCCUCGAUGCCCUUCGUGCAGAUGGAGAACAUCUCUCACUUCCUUCGCGCAUGCCAAAUGCAGCCCAUCAGCCUCCCUCCGCACGAUGUUUUCCUGACCGUCGAUCUCUACGAAGCCAAGGACCCCGCACAGGUCCUACAAUGUCUCACAUCUUUCAGCCGCCGGGCCAAUGCUCUCCAGCCUAGCAAGUUCCCUCGCGCACUCGGCCCUCAAAGCAAGGCAGCCACUCUGAGCCCGCAUGCCACCGGUUCCAGCCAAGGCGCUUACACCCCCACCAAAUCGAGUGUAUCCGGACACUCCAGCCCAGCACGAUCCCCGAAGCCAGUCAGCAGCUGGAGCAAGAAAUCGGAUGAGUUUGCCACGGCCCCGGCCUGGAACAUUCACCAGUACGGCUACAUGGGCGGUGCCAACCAGGGCAACCAGGGCGUUGCCUUUGGUGCUCGUCGGCAGAUCACUACCGCUGCCCCGCGUGUUCCCAGCCUGGCGGAGAAAGAAAAGCGGAGAAAGGAGGAAGAAGAACGGCAGCUUCUGGAGAAGCAGGAAGCGGAGCGCCAGCGCCAGCAGGAACGCGAAGCUGAAGAGGAACGUGCACGCAUCGAGGAAGAGCGCCGCUGGGAGGAGGAAACGAACCGUUUGAGGGAGAAAGAACGGCGUCAAGUCGAAGAGGAGCGCAAGCGCUGGGACGCGCAACAGCGCAAAUGGGAAGAAGAGGAGCGGCAACGCCAGCGCGAAGAAAAGGAAACGGAGGAUAGGCUAGAGCGCGAGCGACUGCAACGGCGAGAGGCGCAAGACAGCCGUCUCAACGGACAGUUCCUCAGCCAAUACCAAGCCAGUCUACCAACAGCAUCUCCCGUUCCCCCAGUCUCCAGCGAAAACCGCGAGAGACAACGCAUCCGCGAACUCGAGCGCGAGCUAGAACGCGCCAAGGAGAGAGAACGCCAAUACGAGCGCGAACGUCAAGACAUCCAAGAACGGGCAACCAAAUCGCCGCCUCGCAGCCCCCGCCCAGCCCAGCCCAGCUACGACCUGUCCUCCCUCGAGCAAGAACGUCGCAUGCUCCGGACCGAAUGGCAAAAGCACCACGACGAGCCACUCGCAGAAUCAGACAUUCCCCCAAGCAUGCCUCCCCGACCCCUCCCUGAGCCCGUCAUCGCCGCCGGGGACAAACCACCUACGCCCCCUCGCCCCUUGCCCGACCCCACCGAAGCGAAGCCCCCUAUGCCUCCACGACCCCUCCCCGAUCCCACAAGCUACACCUCUCCACCCCAAAGCCCCUACACACAAGAGAGCCGUGUCGACCGAUUCCUCGCAUCCAACCGGCCCCCUGUUGCCCCGAAGCCCGUUGCCCACCGGCCCCAAGACUACACAACCACUGCGGAAGUAGACGCCGAAAAUAGCCGUCGCGCCGCCGCCCAAGAGAAGACCAAGGCCGGCGGCUGGGCCUCCAAGUCCCUCCUGGAGCGCGAGAUGGAGCGCGAACGGGAACGUCAGCGCGAGUGGGAGGAGAAUCAGCUUCAGACACAGGAGGCAGCAGCUAGGGCUGGGUCUUCUACUGCGGGCGCUAGGCGGCAGAUUAUUGGGCCGAGGCCACCUCCAUAA
This is a messenger RNA of Aspergillus niger, 1809 nucleotides long. RefSeq lists its product as uncharacterized. The transcript has 2 exons. Bases 1 to 1809 code for a protein of 602 amino acids. Gene Ontology annotation, molecular function: protein binding. Lineage: Eukaryota; Fungi; Ascomycota; Eurotiomycetes; Eurotiales; Aspergillaceae. The record is from RefSeq and is a predicted model, not a curated record.